Arctia plantaginis is the source of this 486-nucleotide messenger RNA. The record is from the annotation of a GenBank genome assembly. Lineage: Eukaryota; Metazoa; Arthropoda; Insecta; Lepidoptera; Erebidae.
AUGGUUAAAAUCGCUCUACAAAUCAAAGCGACACUAGAAUGUAUUGAAAAGUUAUAUACCAACCAUCCACACUACCCUUGGUUCCUGAAACUGAAGUGUGGAAGUUGCGGCGAAGUGAGUGAAAAGUUUCAUGAUCUCACUGAAGCCGAAAAAGUACCUCAGAAACAUAAUAGGUCAGAAGCUAAUUUGUUAAUUAAAUGUAAGCUGUGCUCAAGAGAGAAUAGUAUGGAUGUUAUCGAAGGGUCAAAUGGUGAAUUCACAAGCAAUGAUGUUAAUAAAUUUAAAACUAUUGUAAUAUUUGACUGUCGAGGGAUUGAGCCCAUUGACUUUGAACCUAAAUCAGGUUGGAUAGCAGUAGCUGAAGACAAUGGAAAAACAUUUGAAGAUGUAGAUUUAGCUGAGAAAGAAUGGGUGGAUUAUGAUGAGAAGAACCAGACUUCAGUUGGUGUGUACGAAUUGGAGUGGCAGUUUAUCAAAGUUAAGUAG